Molecule: messenger RNA, 400 nt
Organism: Miniopterus natalensis
Lineage: Eukaryota; Metazoa; Chordata; Mammalia; Chiroptera; Miniopteridae
Source: RefSeq, a predicted model, not a curated record
UGUGGGCACCAUGGCCUGGACUCCUCUCCUCCUCGUGCUCCUCUCCCACUGCACAGGUUCCCUGUCCCAGCCUGUGCUGACUCAGCCGCCCUCCGUCUCUGCAUCUCCUGGAUCCACAGCCAGACUCACCUGCACCCUCAGCAGUGGCUUCAGUGUUGGCAGCUACUACAUAUACUGGUUCCAGCAGAAGCCAGGGAGCCCUCCCCGGUAUCUCCUGUGGUAUAAGUCAGACUCAGAUAAGCACCAGGGCGCCGGGGUCCCCAGCCGCUUCUCUGGAUCCAAAGACCCCUCGGCCAAUGCAGGGCUUCUGCUCAUCUCUGGGCUGCAGCCUGAGGACGACGCUGACUAUUACUGUGCUACAGGCCAUGGCAGUGGGAGCAGCUAUAGUUACUCACAGUGA